This is a messenger RNA of Cylindrotheca closterium, 1689 nucleotides long. The record is from the annotation of a GenBank genome assembly. NCBI's taxonomy places the organism in Eukaryota, Bacillariophyta, Bacillariophyceae, Bacillariales, Bacillariaceae.
AUGCAACAAAUACUUCCCAUAUAUGUACUGAAAUACUGUAUAUUGUCGGUGAUCAUUCCAAAGAGUUCACUCUGUGAUGCACACAGUGACAAAUUCCGACCGUCAUUUCCCAUCAUCAGUCGUGGUGGAUCAUCCUUUCCCAACGACCACUAUGCGACUGACAACUUCCAUGCUCAGUUUCAAGAAGAAGACAGGUAUCCAAGUCGUCGCCCCACGGCAACACCGAAAUCAUUAAGAAGAUCCAUCAGUAGAAGUUCCACCAAAGAUCAAAGUCGUAAUUUCAUGACCGAUUGGGACAUUCGAGCAAUGAGACAAGUUUCGUCCUACGAUCCCUUUUCCGCCACCACCAUGGAUGCCUAUGACGAUUACGAUUCCUCAUCUGAGGAAAUAAUGGAGAAUGACAACAACGUCAAGAACUAUCAUCGCACCAUGGAGGACAACUUUGAUACCUUGCGUCAAAAUUAUGGUGAUGACAAUAACGCCAAUGACAACUCUCCAGUAGUCUAUAAAUACUAUGGACGAUCGCGAGCAAGAGGAAAUGCAUCCAAUCCGGUCCAUUUUAUUCUAUUGGGUCCCAAUGUAGAUCACUGGAAAGAUAUUGGGCAGCUGUUGGCCUCGAGAGGAUUCAAUGUCAUGGCCUGCGAACGACUCGAAAAGGAGAGCAACAAAAACAGAUCCAAGGAUGCUCCCAAUUUAGUCAUGGACAUUUUACAAGUCAUGAAGUGGAAAAAGGUCGUUCUAGUAGGAUGUGACAAGGAAUCGUUAUUGGCCAUGGAAACAGCCAUGAUGCUGUCAGGAGAUCAGGUGGCUGGAUUGGUCUUGUGUGGGGAUUUGACGGAAGCGGAUUCUCAAUCGUCGGCUUCGGGGUUUGAUGUGUUGGAUUCCUUUCUGAAACAAACGCUGCAGUGUCCCUUUGUCAUUGUUUGGGAUGGCGAUGCUCCUUCUCUUAUACAUGGAUCCAGUGCUCGUGAAUCGGUGGAGUCUAAUACAAGCGAUCGAUGCUUGAUUCUGGGAGGUGGAUCGGCGCCACAUCGCACCAAGCCAGAACAAUUCACUUGGAUUUUGACUCGAUUCGUGGAAGAAAAGAUAGAAUUGGUCACCCAACAACAACAACAACAGCAACAGCAGCAACGAAGACCUCGGAUUGUAAGACACCAUGAAUCGGUAUCCAAAUCGAUGCGACUGCUACAAGCCUUGAAUGUUCCAUUUGGGAUCAAUUCUUUGGUAUCUCCCGAAGGACGAUUGCUACUGGGACGAGCGGCAGCGGCUGCAUUGUUUUAUAUUGCCAUGAUGAAGGUGGUCGUAGUUCAAUACGGUAUCCUUCGGGGAGGACUGAUAACUAUUCAAUCGAGAUUCGACUCCGUGGCAACCUUUCGGGCCAAAGUGUUUCAAGCGAUUGGGGCCUUCUUUUUGAAUUAUGGAUACAUUCCGCGGCUCUUCAAGAUUGGAAAUGAGGAUUCCAAACGAAAUGUUGAUAGUGAGACUGUAGAGUCGACGACUGAGAGCCAGGAGGAAACCAAAAAGGACAAGAAGAGGAGGAGGAAGAGGAACAAGAAGGAAGCCAACAGGAUGGAGGACGAGACUGUGGAACCACCGACAGAUGAAGAUGAUACUGCCAUUCAAAGUCCAGCUGAAAUCCAAGGACCAACGAAGAAACCAUUCUUCUUCCUUGAUCCAAUCAUUGCCUAG